Trematosphaeria pertusa is the source of this 843-nucleotide messenger RNA. RefSeq lists its product as uncharacterized. Lineage: Eukaryota; Fungi; Ascomycota; Dothideomycetes; Pleosporales; Trematosphaeriaceae. The transcript is spliced from 2 exons. The annotation marks the transcript as partial. The record is from RefSeq and is a predicted model, not a curated record.
GGUCGUGGCAACCGCAUUUUCCGCACUGCUGUCGUGAUCGUUUGUCCCUGUGACAACUGGCAGCCCGCCGACACCACAAGAGCGUGUCGAUUUGUCGACUGCGGGCUUCUUGAGAAGAGAAGAGUUCCCAUCCUCCGAGGCGCUGUCGAUGAGAGAGAAUGCUCGCCACGCCGAAACCACAAUCUCCCAACUGAUCCUCUGCAAUCUUCACCCUCUCCCACCCCACCGCCAGCCAGACCCUCCCUGCGACCUUUCUCCCGUCGAAAAUCAUCCGACAUGCAUUCACGCAACGAGGACCUGCAGCGCCAGAUCAACUCACUCCAAUUCCAACUCAACGCCAAAGAACGUCAUACCGAGGCUGCGGACCGGAGAGCGAGAGAAGCAGAGCAGAGGGAGGCGCAUUUGAAGGAGCUAGCGCGGCGGUUCUGGAGGGAUGAAUGGAGCGGGAUGAAGGAUUAUGUGGGGUUGUUCAACAACGGAGAUAGGAAGGAUAUCGAUGAGAUUGAAAAAAGGGUGAGGGCCGAGUAUGGGGAGUUGUUUGGCAGUGACACGGAGGGGAGGGAGCGCGGCGAGCGAUGAAAUUGGCGCCGAGGAAGGCGGCGGGCGGGGUGUGCUGCACUACGUGUACGAAUCGGCGCUCUGGCAAAGCAUUUGAUGAAGUAGGUGGCAUGGGAUUUGCGAUGACGCAUACAUGGAAUGAUACCCGGGUUGUGCUUGAAUAAUCGCCUAUGCGUGGAAAGAGAAAUGCGCAACUCCCCAAAUGCCUGCUGGUAAUUUAGGUUAAUCCCAUACAUACUCAUAUGGGCGCAGAAGAAAUGUAUAAGCAGAUUUAUACAUUCUUGC